Messenger RNA from Chiloscyllium plagiosum (whitespotted bambooshark), 4724 nucleotides. Its product is annotated as fibrous sheath-interacting protein 1. Lineage: Eukaryota; Metazoa; Chordata; Chondrichthyes; Orectolobiformes; Hemiscylliidae. The record is from RefSeq and is a predicted model, not a curated record.
GGGAGCUCUGGGCUGGGAUUAAACCGAGUCGGAUCAUUUUGCUGUUUACAUAAACGUGAGCGAACCCGUUGGUUUGAUGUCCCGCCUCUUCAGGUGAUAAUGGACAUUGUCAGAGGCCAGCUUGAUGAGAUUUCACGCCCAGCAUCUGAUUCUCGAACUCGUCCUGGGAGCCGGGUGGCGAGCGCUGCAUCACCAGACAGGCGCCGUUUGAGUGUGCGUUCCUCAGGAGCUAUGGUGGUUUUAACUCCUGAACCAAUUUUACCUCAGGAAAGGUCUGACCCUUUGGAUAAUCAUAUUAACUCCACGGAUUCCACAGCAAAUUCUUCCUUUGAGAAUUUGGACAGUCAGCAUGAAACCUUUAAUGAGCAAGAUGGAGUGAACAGUUUGGAUACUGACCGUGCAGAUGCCAGAACACCCUGUGAAUCUAAGUUAUCACCAGAGGAACAUUUGGACUCCAUUGUACAAGAAAUGCAUGUGUUGGACAAAUCAGCUGACUGUGAAGUGGACCCAGAGAAUCAUUUCUCUACUGCAGAUCAAACCAAACCAUCAAAGGAGUCUGACCACAAUAAGCAAGAAGAUUUGGAUUAUAAAGCUGAAGAUGCCCAACUUGAAGAGGCAAUAAUGAAAAUGGAAAAGCUGGAUAAAAUUUUGGUUAUGAAGCAGGAGAAAGAAAGGCAAGUGAAGAAACAAGGAGAAGAGCUAAGGAAAAAGCUUUGGGAGGAGCUUCAGGAAAAAAGUGAGAAAGAGGCUCAGAAGAAAGCAAGCAGCAGGAAUAUGAACAUUGGAAUCUCUGUUGCAGAAAAUAGGGAGGAAUUGGUGGAGUGCCCUGAGGUGGCAGAAAAUACAAAGAAGUUUCUAGCUUUGACACCAACUGGCAAUGGUGUAGACUUGGAGGUUACACCAAUAUUCCACACACAACUCCCCGUGGAGGAAUAUGAAAGAGCUAAUGAUGAAAGAGACCAAGAUUGCCAAGACAGUAGUGAAAGAGUUAAAUUAACUUCAGAAACGAAAUUACCUUCAGAUGCAAACUCUAAAAAUGCCCAUUACAAAGACCAAAGGAACCAAACAUUCUCCCAAAAUAGGAUCAAAGUUAAAGAUUUUGUUAAGAAGAACAUUGAGUUGGCAAAAGAAGCAAAGAAUCCAGUGCUACUGACUGAUGAUGAGAAAAAAAGAUUAGCAGAACUACUGAUGGAUGUUGAAGCUGAUUCAUCAAUUAGUGAAGACACUUCAGUUCCCUGGGCAUUAUCUGUGGUAGAAAGAGAAGGAUACACUCCAGAACCCAUGGAUCAACAACAGUUGGCUGACAUAAAUGCCAAACUGCAAGUUUUCAAUUUGGAUGAUGAUUUCCCAAUGAUUACCAGCUCAUUGUCCAGUAUACAAACCCAGAAUUAUCAGGGCACUGUGAGCAGUCAGGUAGAGAUUGGGCCAGGUGAAGAGGUCCUUAUCCAACUGCGAGAUGAACGAGAGCUUCACUUGAGGAUGGAAGUGAUAGAACAGCAGCUGAAAAAUCUAGAGACAGCCUUCAGUGAGCCUUCUAUUGAUGGUGUCCCAUACAUAUCAAAAGACCAAUUGACUUCCUUACUGGAUGAAUGCAUCCGAUGCCAAAGUUUAGGAAGAAUAUCUGGGAAUGAAGAUUUAGAUUCUGACUCUGUUGCUUCUAGCUCUUUCUGUUCUCCAAGGCCUCAGUCGCUGACUGUCUACAAUAGUCCACGGCUGUCCGAAACCAUUCUUUCCCAGCUUUUGGCAGAUGCAUACAACUCAGGUCUUUCCCCAGCUCCAAGUAGAGGUGAAGGAGAGAGCAAAAUAUCAACUACUGAUCUUGAAAGUGAAGACCCUGCAUACUAUCGCAACAAAGCCAUGGUAAACAUCAGCAGGUUAGCAGUAUCAAGACCAGAUGAUAAUAUAUCGGAGAGUGAAUUGGGAGAGUGGAUGGUGAGAAAUAAUGGAGAAUCCUACAUGACCAGGGCACUAGAGAUUAAACAAGCGAAGAAGCCUGUAUUCCUGGAUGAUCCAAGUUUUUAUGAAUUCACAGACCAGGAGCUUUCAACAAAUGACAGCAGUCCCACCAUUCCAAAGUUACCACACAUAGAUCUAAUUAGUUCUGAUAAACACAUGCCAAGAACAGCCUGGGAAGAACUGCUGAACCACCCAGUUUGGCUAGACAUCAAUAAUAUCAGUUUAACCAAUUGAACAGUUCAGUUUGCCAGGAGUCUUAACCAGAUGAUGAAACUGUUGCUGACACUGGCAUGGAACAAAAGUGACUACAGUUUAUGGGAACCACAGAGCUUAAUGUCAGAAAUUUAUGAAGUGGCCUUUAUUAAAGAAUGACAAGUCUACUCCUGAGAAAUCAUUGUUGCAGCCAAUCACUCUGGUAUUCUGAUUUUUAAUAUUUAAAUUGCCUGGUCUAUCAGCCAGAGCUGACUGACAUAUUGAAUGAGACAAGUCAUUUGAAAGCAAUUAUGUAAUCAAUUUGCUGUUUAUUGAAUUGAAACUUGCUUUUGUCAAGGACCGUGGUACUGUACCUUAGUUAAAUGGAAUACAAUUACCCAUAAAAAAACUAAUGUUCUUUCUACCAGUUCUGGAAAAUAAAUCAACCUUGAUACAGCCUUAUGAGAUCAGCCAAUUUUGGUAGACAGGCGAGAGAAUAUCCAUUCAGCUGAUGUGUCUGUAUUAGCACCAAAUGCUGCUAAAUGUAUGUACUGCGCUCGAGCAUUGGGAACGCUGCUAGACCUUCAGGAAGCACAGAAAGGAUGUCAGACCUUGGAGACUCUACAGUGGAGAUUUAUUGGAAAGGUACCAGGGAUAAGGAACUUCAGAUUUGAUAGGGAACCAGAGAAGUCAAAGUUGUUCUCUUACAGCAAGGAAAAUUACAGAGUGAUUUACUAAAGGUGUUGAAAAUGAUGCAGAAUUUUGGUAGAGUAAAUAAAUAAAAAUCAUUUUAAUUGAUAGCAUCAGUAAUUAGAGAAUCCAUAUAUCAGAUAAUUAGCUUGAGAACCAGACAGGAGAUGGCCAAAAUUAUUUUAUGCACUUAUGUCUGAAAAAAGUUAGAAUAGAAUCAAAUCAAAUCAAAGUAACUUUUGAAAGGGUAUCGGAUAUGUUCAUGAAAAGAAACAAUUUACUGAGAAGAGAAAAGAGAAUUGGAGUAGAACUGCAUAGCUAACUGUUUUAAAAUGCUGGCUCAGGCAUGAUUUGUUAAAAGGCCUCAUUUGUGCUGUGUUGUUCCAUUAAUUUCAAAACACUCCAUUAUAAAAUAAUGGGGAACAAAUAGAACAGCUUUUAUAAAAUACCCAAAACACAUUCCGGCACAGAUCCUGAAAAUACCACUUAUGUAAUAUUUACACCAGAACCCCUGUCUCUAUAACCUUGAUUGAAUUAAUUAACUUGUGACUCUAACUUACGGACUGGAACUGCAUAUACUUUCUGGAGCUAUCGUAUACUUUAGCCUAAACAUGUCCAACUUUAGGAAAUCUCAUCAAGGUUUUAUCCCAACAAUUCUGAUCCAGACUAUCACUAAUUCUUUACUCUAUGGUAAUCUAGUUCCACAAUAUUCAUUCAUUUCUCAGGAACCCUGGUCCAUAUAAGCAUCUUCAUUGAAGAAUUUCAUAGCAGCCCUCAAAUUCAAUGUAAAACUUUAAAAAAAAUCUCUCUCUCAGCUAUGGGCAUUUCUCUUAAGCUUAAAGCUUUUCUCUGAUUUUCUAAAUUGGAGUUUGUUUAUUUUGUUUUGUCAUAAAACCCUAUUAAAGCACACAAAAACUCAUUAAUCCUAAAGGCCUCAAAAACAGUUAAAAGAAAUCACCAUGACUCCAGAAAUUAACUUUAAACACACAGAAAACCACAUUACUAAUUCAAAAUGUUAAAUAUAUAGUUUAUACACACCUCACAGCCUACGUACAGGUAAGUAAUGGGAUAUAUGAAUUCACUGCCAGGAUGAUGCCAGGUAUGUAGACCAUACAUUCCAAUAAUUAGUGGAAUAUAUGAGACAGUACAUCCUAUUGACCAUUCGCAGUAAGAAACAUAUCAAUUCUUCUCAACCAACCCGUGCUUGCAAGCCUCAGAAAAAUAUAUCACCAUUACAUGUGCUUCUGCUAUUGAAAAUUAUGUAUUAAAUAAUUUGGACUCUGAUAAAAAAUUACACUAAAAAAUGAUUUCAGAUCAUCAGUCAGGCUCACAAUGUGAAGUAUUUGCAUGUGCUAGAAGCUACAUGUAUAAAUAUACAGGGCCCUGUUUUAUGUAGGCAAAAGAAAUUUAUACAUAGAUUGCAAUGUUUUCACAACAAAAAAGGGUUAUGAGACAGUCAAUCUCUGCAUCAUCCCCACAGCAACACAAUGAACAAUCAGGAGCUAUCUGCCUGGUCUGAGAAUUAACUUUGACAGUUAACUGCUCUUAUUAUAUCUCCAUGUUAAUGAUGGCCCAACCAAUCAACACCUACUUCUCAUUUCUUGGGUUCUAGUUCUGACGAGUAGAAGAUGGAAAAAUUCAAUUUCUUGAUUCCAUUUAGCAAUAUUUAAGUUCUGCAUUAACCAAAUAAUUAUUUAAAUAAUUUCCUUCUAGUUGUUUCCUUUCAAUUAUGAUUUUUCAUGGAGAUAAAAAUGGGAUCUUAAUAUUUACAAUGACUACAGACUAUUGUUAUAAUGAAUACAUAAGUAGUGUGCUAUAUAUUGCAAUCUAUAAAAUAAUGGCCACUAUUUGUGGCUACUGUUGUGUUAUGUUUAGACUUCUUUUGA